Molecule: messenger RNA, 7843 nt
Organism: Pteropus alecto (black flying fox)
Lineage: Eukaryota; Metazoa; Chordata; Mammalia; Chiroptera; Pteropodidae
Gene: ZNF398
Product: zinc finger protein 398
Exons: 5
Coding region: 3108-4535 (475 amino acids)
Biological process (GO): regulation of transcription by RNA polymerase II
Molecular function (GO): RNA polymerase II cis-regulatory region sequence-specific DNA binding; DNA-binding transcription factor activity
Source: RefSeq, a predicted model, not a curated record
GCGGGGGACCCUCCCGCUUGCUGUCACCGCUCCCCCGCCCCCCGCAGCCGGCCAGAAGCAGGGCGCUGGGCUUGCUGUGUUUUCUUCGACCACUGUCCAGCUGCGGGCGCCGUCCCUGUCACCCUCGGUGCGGUGCACCCGAGCCUCAAACAGCCCCAGAUGCGCGGUGACGGUGACGGUAACGCCUGGCCGUGCUGAAGGACUGGGUGAGGACAGGGCUCCCCAGUGCCCAGCACAUGGCAACGCCGGCCGCACCGGAGGCCCUCCGUCACUGCCGCCGAAUGAAACGAAUGACGGGGGCCGGGGGCCGAGGGUGGGGUCACCUGACAUGUGUUUGUUCAUUCAGGGGAUGUUUGCCGCCGGCCCGCGGGCGCCAGGCCCUCUGCCAGUUGCUAGGGCUGCAGAUGACCGAGACAGCCCCUGCACACAAGACCCAUGUAGAGCGAGCAGGGACUAGGCAAGGAACAUAGGACGGAAAAGCAUGCCUCGGAUUUCCCGCAGAAGCUUUCGGUGCCCCCAAGGAGAGCCACUUUAGUGGAUCAGGAGCCAGACCAGGCUGCUGAGGAGUGACUGGAAAGUGAGGGAAAAAAGAGGAGAAAGAGAGACCAGUCACCACGGGGUGGGGAAUAGAGCAGAGGGGAAUGCCAGCCCUACCCUUGCACCUUUUUCGUUUUCCAAGUAAAAAAUAAGUGGCGAUCGUGUGUCUAUGCCAGCCCUGUCUAAUAGAAAUAUAAUGGAAGACAUAAACAUGUAACUUUGCAUUUUCUACUAGUCACGUUUAAAAAGUAAAAAGAAAUAGGUGAAAUUAAUUUUAAUGAUGUAUUUUAUUUAACCCAGUGCAUUCGAAAUACUUCAAUGUGUAGUAAAAAUUAAGAAAUUAACGAAGUCUUACAUUUUUCCCCACACUAAGUAUUCAAAAUCUGGUAUUUUAUACUCACAGCGUAUUUCAAUCAAAACAACCACAUUUCAAGUGCUCAGUAGCCACAGGUGGCUACCGCAUUGAACAGUGCAGAAGAAUCAGGAGAGACAAAUGUUGACCAUGAAAAAGAGAAAAGAACAAUGUACCCAAAAUUGUAGAAGGAGUUGGCAUUCAGAGCAUGAGUGGAAAGAUUAGUUUUAGACAGGAGGAACCUUUUUCCUGUGGGACAGAAAUGAGAAAGCGUGGAUUAAGCUACUCAUGAGUUCAAAGUAGUAAGGAAUGUCAAGAAAAAGAAGAGAAAGGUGAGGGAGUUUUGGUCUAAUUGAUUUAAUUUUCUUCGUGUCAUCUGCGAGUGAAGGGGCCUGCAGUGACCAAGGGUCUUCCUUCUCAAUGUGUGCUCCCUGUGCCAACAGCAUCAGCAUCCCCCAGGAGCUUGUUAAAAAUACGGCAUCUCAGUUUUCCUCCCAUACCUGCUGAAUAGAAGCCUGCAUUUUAACAAGAUUACCGGAUGAUUCUCAUGCAAAUUAUUUAUUUGAGAAGCAUCAUAGUAAAAGUUUCAGGGGAAGGCUGGGAGUUUGCAGUGGCCACUAUAUGGAAUAGGAAAAGAAGCAUGGGGGCAUCAGGCAGUGUCGAGUCCCCGCUAAGCUUAGAGACCAUUGGUGUGUGGUGACACCAGUUUACCCAGUUAUGAGACUUACCAGCCCACUUACAGAAACAGAAUGGGAACGAUUGGACUGAUUCAAACCUGGAACUUAGUUGAGCAGAAAGACAGGGAUGAGUGAAAGAGUUAAAGGUGUUAGAAGUGAUCUGCGGAGGAAGAAAGCAAAGCCUGGAGCAGGGUGAUAAACCAGGAGCAAAUGGAAUGGUCAAGGGUUUAGUAGGAUUGCAGAACAGGUGAAAUGAGCAUAGGAGUGGGUGAGUUGGAGAGGUGGGAGGCUGUUUCAGCCAGUUAGGAAAUCCACAGAAGUCAUCCUUGUCCAGCCUCCUAUUUGUUGUAGCAAUUUCUUCAUACACCGUUUCAAUGUACCUUCAGUGAUGGGGCAGCCUGUUGUUUCCUUGGAAGCUCUAGUUCAAAUGCUACUUAUAUAGGCCAAAGUUUACCAGCCCGAAAAUUCCAUGUUGAUUCUAGUUCUGCCUUCUGGAGUAACAUAGUAUAAGAUUAAACAAGUCUGUUCUGCCUCCUGUUUUAUAACCCUCAAAUAUUUGAAAAUAGCCAUCAUGCUUUCUCCAGACUCAACCUUCAAAGCUUCCUCGGCUAUUACUGAAUUGGUAUGGUUGUGGUUUGUAAGCAGGCUGGUGGACAGGGCCAGAACUUAAUAAGGGGUUUUUCAGCGGGCACUGAGCUCAGUGAAACCUGAGAAGAUGCCGGGGCACGUAGGCCUUUCCCACAGAUGGAAGAUGCAGCAGCAGCUUGAGUCUGUGGAUGACUGGCCUCUAGGGCCUCGCAUCCCAGGGAAUAUGCCAGGCUGGCUCUUGAUCCAGUUUCACUCACUCACUGUCUUACUUAAUCCAUCCCUGACCCACCAAAGCAGUUCUCUUGGCUUUUGAUGCUGAUGAGCUCCAUAAAGAUGAGGCUUAUCCAGACAGUAUGAAAACUAUAUUUAGUUAAUCUCAGCUGGCCAGUUAAGCAGUCCUCAUGUGAUCUGAGUUUGGAUUAGGGCUCCUAACACUCAAUGUCUUGUCUCUCCACUGCACACAGACUUCUGAGUGGGACUCUGAAUGCCUUACAUCCCUGCAGCCCCUACCUCUUCCCACGCCCCCAGCAACAAACGAGGCACACCUACAGACUGCAGCCAUCUCCUUGUGGACAGUGGUGGCAGCCGUGCAGGCUAUAGAGAGAAAGGUGGAAGUCCACAGCCGGCGACUCCUGCACCUAGAAGGACGGGCAGGGACAGCAGAGAAGAAGCUGGCCAGCUGUGAAAAGACAGUGGCAGAUCUUGGGAACCAGCUAGAUGGCAAGUGGGGCGUGCUGGGGACACUGCUGCAGGAGUACGGGCUGCUGCAGAGGCGGCUGGAGAACUUGGAGAACCUGCUGAGGAACAGGAACUUCUGGAUCCUGCGGCUGCCCCCAGGCAUUAAAGGAGAUAUCCCUAAGGUGCCUGUGACAUUUGAUGAUAUCUCCAUCUACUUUUCCACUCCAGAGUGGGAAAAAUUAGAAGAAUGGCAAAAGGAACUUUACAAGAAUAUCAUGAAGGGCAACUACGAGUCUCUCAUCUCCAUGGAUUAUGCCAUGAAUCAACCUGAUGUCUUAUCUCAGAUUCAGCCAGAAGGAGAACAUAAUACAGAAGACCAGACAAGGCCACAGGAAAGUGAGAUUCCCACUGACCCCAGUGAAGAGCCUGGCAUUUCAACAUCAGAUAUCUUGUCUUGGAUUAAACAAGAGGAAGAGCCCCAGGUUGGGGCCCCACAGGAGUCCAAGGAGAGUGACAUAUACAAAGGUACCUAUGCUGAUGAAGAGCUUGUCAUCAAAGCCGAAGGCCUUGCUAGAGCCUCCUUGUGCCCCGAGGUUCCAGUCACCUUCUCUUCUCCACCACCAGCAGUAACAAAGGAUACUUUUUCAGAUGUGGCUUUCAAAAGCCAGCAGUCUGCACCCAUGACACCUUUUGGACGUCCGGCCACUGACCUGGCAGAAGCCUCUGAGGGACAAGUGACUUUUACUCAGUUGGGUAGCUACCCCCUGCCGCCUCCAGCGGGAGAGCAGGUGUUCUCAUGCCACCAUUGUGGCAAGAGCCUCAGCCAAGACAUGUUGCUGACCCACCAGUGCGGCCACACUGGUGAGCACCCCGUAUCCUGCGCCCAGUGCCCCAAGCACUUUGCCCCGCCGGCCGAGCUCGGCAGCAACUCCCAGGCCCACACCGCUGAGACACCCCCGACCUGCCCGCACUGCGCCAGAACUUUCACGCACCCGUCGAGACUCACCUACCACCUCCGGGUCCAUAACAGCACCGAGCGCCCUUUCCCCUGUCCUGAUUGUCCCAAGCGCUUUGCCGACCAAGCCCGCCUCACUAGCCACCGGCGCGCUCACGCCAGCGAGAGGCCUUUCCGCUGCGCGCAGUGUGGCCGGAGCUUCAGCCUGAAAAUCAGCCUCCUGCUCCACCAGCGCGGGCAUGCGCAGGAGAGGCCUUUCUCCUGCCCCCAGUGCGGCAUUGACUUCAAUGGCCACUCGGCCCUGAUCCGCCAUCAGAUGAUCCACACGGGCGAGCGUCCUUACCCGUGCACUGACUGCAGUAAGAGCUUUAUGCGCAAGGAGCACCUGAAAACCCUGCUGACCCCCCGGCGGCUGCACACGGGCGAGCGGCCCUUCAGCUGCGCGCACUGCGGCAAGAGCUUCAUCCGCAAGCACCACCUCAUGAAGCACCAGCGCAUCCACACGGGCGAGCGGCCCUACCCCUGCGCCUACUGCGGCCGGAGCUUCCGCUACAAACAGACCCUCAAGGACCACCUGCGCUCAGGCCACAGCGGAGGCUGUGGGGGCGAGAGUGACCCAUCUGGACAGCCGCCUGACCCCCCGGGGCCCCUCCUAACAGGGCUCGAAACCUCUGGCCUAGGCGUUAACACCGAAGGUCUAGAGGCCAGUCAGUGGUAUGGAGAGGGAAACGGAGGGGGAGUUCUGUGAACCUCCUUUCCUGGUUAUCCCUGCCCACCUCAGGGCAAGAGAAAGGCCCGCGAGCCCCUCCACCCCCACAGUCAUCACUUUUGGCACUUCGAUGAGUUUGGGGUACCACGCACUUGACUGGGGACAUGCUUGAGUUUUGGAACUUCACGGCAUUACAAGAACACCACAUUUUGAAAUCCAGAAAGACCUGGAAAGGAGCCCAGCAUCCCCAUCUUUUCAAAAAUAUGACCUAAGCCGAAGUUGCAGAGAGAUAGGAAAGCAAGGUUGAGCCUCAUGGUAAUGAGUGAGAAUGAUUACAGCCCUGGGUAGGGACCGGUGUCCGGGAAGGGCCUCCAAAGCUCGAAGCUGGUCCUGAGGCAGGGAGCCUUUCCGUCAGCCUUUCCCCCGAUGGUAAGACAAGGAAGCGCGCAAGCUCCCACACCAGCCUAGGUCUGCGCCUGUGCUAAGCACUGCCUCUCCCGAGAGGAGAGCUCUAAACGCCUUCCUAGGUUUCCUAGACUAACUCUUCUAAAUACAUUUGGUUUAAUACUGGGUGAGCAAGAAAUCUGACUCUAAAAGCGUUUUAAGAACAGUUCUUAACUUUAGCUUGAUUGAAGCAUUCAGCCUCUUAUUGGCAUCUAAAACUGCUACACACCUCUGCUGAGAUCCUGGUUAAAAAGUUGAGAGCAGUGUGCUCAGCCCCAGUUUUAAAAGCUGGAGGUCCCAGAGAAAUGACAGAACAGUCUAAAAUUUGUGCCUGAAUCUUGUUUCUGAGAGUCAUUGCAUCAAAUUUUUCCUUAUCAUUUACAAGCCAAUAAGAUGGCUUUUUUAUUUCUGGUGUCUGAUAUUCUUGACAGCAGAAAAGACCACAGCACUUUCCAGAAGCGUCGUGGUGUUUUACAAAGCACCCAUGGACGACGCUCGGCUUUCAUUUCCUUAGUAGUGAGGUGAUAGUGUUAUUACAGCUUUCUUGAGCCAUCAGAGAGUGUGUGUUGACCAUCUGGCUGUCCCCCCAUUGGCGGUGGACUGAUCGAGGGACUUCACAGGUCACUGAGAGCUGCUCACCGCCCAGACAAGGACAGCCUCUUCCUGCCGGUCUCCCUGUUAGGGAGCUUGGCUAGAAUGUACUCUUUGUCAGGGUCAUUCAGUCACCUGGGAGCGUCUGAGCCUUGUUCUAUUCCUAAGUGGCUUUGCAAUUGGACAUAAAUCUCUUUUCCUUUAUAGAUCUCAAAUUUUCGUCACCAAAAUGAGGUUGGUGAGAGGAAAAAUGUGGGCCUCUAAAUUUUUUUAAAAAAAUCUUUUGAUACAUUCCUUCUGCCAGAAUCCUCUCUAUCUCUGGCUUCUAUCCAGGCAAAGCCAAAUAAGACAGCAAAAUCAAAGCAGAGACAUUCUUGCUGAAACUUGACUGAAAUCAAUUUGAUUUGUUAUUUUACUCUUGCUUAGAGCCUGAGGUAGAAAGAAAAUGCAGAAGCCUUAAGUCUUGGGCAGAAAAACUGUUUAUACCUGCACUCUCUUGUUUACCCUGGCUCUUCCCAAGAUGCCUGGAAAUAAGGUCUGUGAGGAUUUAGACAGGACACUUUCUUGAUGAAAUAGUCGAGGAAGGACCCAUUUUUUCCAUAUCACCUAGCCCAGCAUUUACCCUGCCUUUACCCCAGCUAGCUUUGUUCCUGGGGAGGCUCUGUCUGAACAUGCUGCUUGUCUGGCUAGUCAUAUUUAUAAAACAUCUGCUCUGUGACAUUCACAAUACCAGGGAUUGUGGGAGACCUAAGGAAUGUGUGUGAGACCUGGUCUGACUCUAAAAGCGUUUUAAGGAGAACAGUCCUAACCUACAGUCUGAAGGCAGUGAAGAAACCCAAGGGUAUAGAACAAACCAAGACAAAUGAUGAACACAGCCCUGGCUUGUUGGGCUUAAGAGCUUCCUAGUUAGAAUCUAGACCCAUACUAUGGGAAAAUCAGGUGGUUCUGAGAGUUCUAGUUUUGCUGGUGACCCACUCAGAGCUUGAGUUUGAGCUUCAGCUCUGGUUUGCACCUUGAUCUCUCUAAUGAAAUGGGAGAAGAAUCAGUACUGCCUUUAGGUGGUGCACCCCCUUUUCUGAACAAAUCUAAGCAUUUUCCAGGGUGUGCUGGAGAAGGGAUUCCUAUAGUAUGUUGGACUAGAUAACGUGGAAAAUUCUCCUUCACUCAUAGAUUUACUGAGGACACAGCUUACUAAUAAAAGAGACAUGUAGGUUAAAAUACUGCAUAUAUAUGAUCUCACAGUCUCUCUGUAAGGAACUAGCCAGCAGGGACCCAAACUUUGGCAAGAAGUGAACACAGUUCAGAUACCAACAAAGCUGAACGAAAGGGAAUGGACAGGGCCGUGCGAGAAAGCCGGAAGUACGUGUUAUCCUCAUCUUCAGCCCUGGUGCAGACUAGGGAGUUCAGCCGUGGUACACUCUGGUCUCCUUUCCCUCCACCAGUCCUCUACUGGGUGGGACUCCAGGCCAGCUGCAGACUGGAGAGUGGAUAAGUAAAGUGGAUCAGUGGAAAAGAUAGUCCAACAGAAAGGUUUCAGUGUGUGGAGAAACUUGAUCCAUCAAGGGCCCCUGAGACAAGCCAUGCAUUUAACUCAGCAGCUGAGGAGGUACCUGAGGACUGGUUGUCCUGAGCAGAAGUGAUAGGAAAGAGGAAAACCCAGGAAUGUCUCAUCAGUCCGCUCUCUGGGCCAAGAAUUCUGUACUACCCCAUAAAUAGGCGCUGUCUCCUCGGGGUGGAUCCAGAUGUUGACUAUAAUCAAAUUCGCUCUUCGCUUACUAGGUUUUCAUUGUUACCAUAAGAUGAACCCCUGGUUCCGUUACAGAUGUGAAAAUAAAUGGAAGUUGAUCACUUGUCUAGAAGGUGAAAGCUGCUGACUGAUUGAUCCUUUCUGCUGGGUAUCCGAUAUUGGCAGCACCGUGGCUGGGCUCUAGCUAGAGCAGUUCUUUGUACAACUUCCCCCAUUAAUUCGUGCCGAAUUCCCGUUGGGCGACUCUGCAGGGCUCUUUUUGGAACAUUUUUGAGGGAUUUGAGUGUUCACGCCUGUCUCAACCAGGACCAGACCCUAUGGCUUACUGGCAAGUAACAAAUGUUCCCUGUCUCAGUCUGCAGAAGCCUUGUUAACAAAACAGGACUGAUUUCCUUUAUCUGUUCAUUCCAAAUGGGAUGGAGAACCCAAAUUUCUGCUCAGAUUUUCCCUUGAAGAAGGUCAGGACACCUUAUCCCUUCUCCCCAUAUCGUAGCAUCUUGGACAAAAAUUGUCCUCAGCAGCUGCCCAAGUAGCGAUGAGUAAAACAGCCUUUCCCCAAAAGAAA